Pogoniulus pusillus (Red-fronted tinkerbird) is the source of this 3710-nucleotide messenger RNA. It is a transcript of the gene CDYL, whose product is annotated as chromodomain Y like. The transcript is spliced from 7 exons. Gene Ontology annotation, molecular function: transcription corepressor activity. NCBI's taxonomy places the organism in Eukaryota, Metazoa, Chordata, Aves, Piciformes, Lybiidae. Gene Ontology annotation, cellular component: nucleus. The record is from RefSeq and is a predicted model, not a curated record. Bases 369 to 2003 code for a protein of 544 amino acids.
AGCGAGCGGGGAGCCAGCGAGUUGCGCAGCUGCCGUGCGCGCAGCCCCGCCGCCGCCACCAGCAGCACCUCAGUGGCAUUUAGCGAUCGGAGCUGGUAGUUGCGCUGGAGAGAGACGCGCAGGGAGGAGGAGGAAGAAGAAGAAGAAGAAGAAGAAGAGGUGGAGGAGGAGGAGGAGAAGAGGAGGACGAGGAGGGGGAGGGAGAGGGAGAAAGAGAAGGAGAAGAAGAAGACGACGACGACGACGACGAAGACGAAGAAGAAGACGAGGAGGAGGGAGAAGAGGAGGAGGAGGAGGCCACACGGACACCAACUGAAACAAAGUCUUUCCAAACCAGCACCCAACUCUACCUUGUGAGGAUCCCCAGCAUGGCUUCCGAGGAACUCUACGAGGUAGAGAGAAUUGUUGACAAGAGGAAAAACAAGAAAGGAAAAACAGAGUAUUUGGUGCGAUGGAAAGGAUAUGACAGUGGAGAUGAUACCUGGGAGCCAGAACAGCACCUUGUUAAUUGUGUGGAAUAUAUACAUGAGUUUAACAGACGUCACAACGAAAAACAGAAAGAAAGCACAUUAACCAGGACAAACAGGACCUCUCCAAAUAAUGCCAGAAAGCAAAUUUCUAGAUCAACUAAUAGUUCUUUUUCAAAGACAUCUACUAAAUCUUUAGUUAUGAGUAAAGAUCAUGAGUCAAAAAAUAAUCAACUCUUUUCUGCCACCCAGAAGUUCCGGAAAAACAAUCCACCAUCCCUUGCUGGAAGGAAAAAUAUGGACCUUGCAAAAUCAGGUAUUAAAAUCCUUGUGCCCAAAAGUCCAAUUAAGAGCCGGACAACAGUUGAUGGUUUCCAGAAUGAAAGCCCAGAUAAAAUGGACCACAUAGAGCAGGAUCAGGAAGACUCUGUGGCACCAGAAGUAGCAGCAGAAAAACCGGUGGGAGCUUUAUUAGGACCUGGUGCAGAGCGUGCUAGGAUGGGGAGCCGACCAAGGAUACAUUCCUUAGUGCCACAAUUGCCCGUGCCAGUAACAGCCACCAUUGCAUCAGCAUUAACAAUAAAUGGAAAAGGUACAUCCACCUUUAUGGAAGCAUUAGCAGCCAAUGGUACCACCAACAUCCAGACAUCUGUAACAGGAGUGACAGCCAGCAAACGGAGAUUUAUUGACGACAGGAGAGACCAACCGUUUGAUAAGAGGCUACGCUUCAGCGUGAGGCAAACAGAGAGUGCCUACCGCUACAGAGACAUUGUUGUCAGGAAGCAGGAUGGAUUCACACACAUUUUGCUAUCGACAAAAUCAUCCGAAAACAACUCGCUAAAUCCAGAGGUAAUGAAGGAAGUCCAAAGUGCACUGAACACAGCAGCUGCAGAUGACAGUAAGCUCGUGCUGCUCAGUGCAGUGGGGAGCAUUUUCUGCUGUGGUCUUGACUUUAUUUAUUUUAUACGACGUUUAACAGACGACAGAAAAAAGGAGAGCACUAAGAUGGCUGAAGCUAUUAGGAAUUUUGUGAAUACUUUUAUUCAGUUUAAGAAGCCUAUCAUUGUAGCAGUAAAUGGCCCAGCCAUUGGACUCGGAGCAUCUAUAUUGCCUCUGUGUGACGUGGUCUGGGCUAACGAGAAGGCUUGGUUUCAGACACCUUACACUACUUUUGGACAAAGUCCAGAUGGAUGUUCAUCCCUUACAUUCCCCCGGAUAAUGGGCCUGGCUUCUGCCAAUGAAAUGUUGUUCAGUGGGAGGAAGUUGACUGCGCAGGAAGCUUGUGCCAAAGGACUCGUCUCUCAAGUGUUUUGGCCGGGAACCUUCACACAAGAAGUAAUGGUUCGAAUUAAGGAGCUUGUCACGUGUAAUUCAGUUGUACUUGAAGAAUCUAAAGCUUUAGUACGUAACAUCAUGAAAGUGGACUUGGAACAAGCAAAUGAAAAGGAGUGUGAAAUUUUGAAGAAGAUCUGGGGCUCAGCACAAGGGAUGGACUCAAUGUUAAAAUACCUGCAGAAGAAAAUCGACGAGUUCUGAUGAGGUGCCCGUUGACACUGGAAUUGUACAUCUUGGACAUGAGGGCAAACAAAAGAUGCCCAUUUCUAAAACUUAUAUAAACUAACCCCUGGCUCAGUUUGGGAACAGGAGUGGAUUCCCCCUCCCCUUCUACUGUCAAGGGGUUUCAAAGUACUGUAUCACUUAAAUUUGAACAAAACUCCUCUCUCCCUGAUUGUUACUUAUAGAUGUAUGUACACACAUGUCUGUGUGUGCAUAUGUGUCUUUUUAUAUAUAUAUAUAUAUAAAUAAUGUCCUGUGUGUGAGAGUGUGUAUGUAGACACACACACACAAGCUAAAACCCGAUAGAGUGCACUACCAAACAUCUCUUUAAAGGCUCUAGUUUUUGUUACCCUUGGCUAGUACUGUAUCAAUAGAGAAUGAAUUAAAAAGUAACCGGUGUUGCAUUAUUUUCUGCGUGGCAGGGAAGUCUGGAAUAAUGCUUUUCUUUUUCAUGAGCAUACAGAACUGAAACGGGUAUCAGCCAGCCCUCACUUCCACUGCCUGACGAGUCAGCUCAGACACCAGGCCUCGUCUCUGAAGAAGGUUGAAAUACCUCAAGUAAUGGAACAGUCUAAAAUUGUUGGGAAUUCAACCCUAGUAAGACUAAAUGACAUGCAUCCCCCAAAAGAGUGUGCUCAGGAUUAAGGCUAAGAAAACACUCUGUCCUUUUUGGGGGGAGGUAGAGGGGUGGGAGGAAGGGGGAAGGAAUAUAUCUAAUUCUUACCCAGACAGCAUGAAGAAACCACUGUCUCUUGGGGAAGGGGAAGUGGGAGGGAAAUGAAAGGGGGAAGGAAAAACACACACAAAACCUUGUUUUGCAGUAUUAGUGAAUCACUGAAUAUCUUAUGUAUGAAUAUCCUAAGUUAUAAGUUAGUUUUAGUGGGGUUUUUAAACAGUUUCUUCUCUGGUUUGGAGGUUUUUUCUCUCUCUUUUUUUUUUUGUUCUUUUAUACAUAAGUGCUUCUGUUGCUGGGUGAGAAUACUACUUCAUACACCGUUUGGAUCUGGGGUUUGGUUCAUUUUUUUUCUUAUUUGCUGGUUUGGUUGAUGUAUUACACCAAAAAUGCAUUUUAUGUUCAUAAAUUUUAGGUUCACUUAGAAUAUAUUAUUUAAUAAGUUAAAAUUCUUUUGGCACACUAUUAAGUAAAAAAAAAAGAAACAAAAAAGAAACAACAAAACUCCUUUUAAAAAAGCCUACCUUAUAUUAGAUGUUUAAUGUUCUUUGUCUAUGCUUUUUUAUUAUUUUAAAUAUACACUAUAUCCAGUAUGGUGUAAAAGAGUGCCCUGUGUAAAUAGACCUAUUUUGCAUUCCUUUCAGGAGUGGUUCUCGAUUCCUGACUGCAGAUAUCUGUUAUUACUUGGGUAUCUGUGCUUGCAAUCUUAUUGAAUGUAUUAUGAAGAAUGAAAACAAAAAGAAAAAAAGAAAAAAAAUCAAACCUUAUUUUUGUACAGUUUUGAAGUUUUUACUUGGAACUGACCCACCUCCCCUUCCCAGUGGAGAGCUGUACAGUGUGUAAAUCUGCCUUUACCUUGGAUUGGUACAGUAUUUUUGCAUCUGUGGGACCGACUUUUUUGUUCUAGUAGUUUGAACUAUAUAUAAACUGUACAAUCUGUAAAGUUUUUAUAGAAUAAAUAUUCAGCUGUGAAAAUGGUUAAAUAAAACUAAUAUUUCUUAACACAUUUUAAA